ACACUCACUCCCCAUCUUCCUCACGACUCACGCACACCGCACCGGCGAAACAGCAACCGAUGGCGGAGGAUGCGCACGACGCUGAAGCAAUCAAGAAAGAUGCAAAGGAAGCGUCGCUGCCGGAAGAUAUAGAGUCCCAAAUUAAAACCGCCAUGAGCUCUCGGGUCGCCUAUUUCAAGGAACAAGCCGAUUCUUUGACAUUUGAGAGCGUUCGGAGAUUGUUGGAGAAAGACUUGGGGUUGCAGACUUUGGCAUUGGAUGUGCAUAGGAGGUUCAUUAAGCAAUGCUUGCUGGAGUGUUUUGAUGGUAAGGAUGAUGGCAAUGCCUCCAAGAAUUCUGGUGAAAAAGUGGACAUAAACGUGAGUACAACUUCAGAAGUAGUAGGAUCACCUAAAGGGCGUCAACCAAAGAAAGAAGUAAAGGAACAAUGCUCCGAAGAUGAAGAGAAAAUGGAAGAUUCUCCUGUCUUUGGGCUUCUUUCUGGACACAAAACUGCUAAAACUGAGAGCAUCAAAACCGAGCAAGAAGAUGCUAAAGAAGUGUCUGAGGGUGAAAUAAAGAAAGCCAUCAGAAAGAGAGCUUCUUAUGUAAUAGCUAAUUCAGAUAAAGUUACAAUGGCUGGUCUUCGUCGACUUUUAGAGGAAGAUAUGAAACUUGAUAAACAUACGCUUGACCCAUACAAGAAGUUCAUUUCUGAACAGAUAGAUGAGGUGCUGAAGUCUCGUGAAGUUUCUGCCCCUGCAAGUGAGGCCAAGAAAAAUCUUAAGAAAGAUUCUCAGAUCAAAGCAUCUAGAAAGUCUAGUACCAAGAAGAGUUCUAAUUCAUCAGGAGAUGAGGAGGAGGAGGAGGAGGAGGAAGAAGAAGAAGACAAUGAAGAAGAUGAAGAAGAUGAAGAAGAUGAAGAAGAAGAAGAAGAAAGACCUAAAGGAAAAUUUGUUUCAAAAGGGAGACCUAAGAACUCUGAAGGGCAUAAAAAAAGGAAAAAACCUGAAAAGGAAACCAAGGUGCCAAGCAAGAAGAAAAUUAAGGCCGUGGAAAAAGUUUCUGAUGGUGAUAGUGAUGCAGAAGGUGGUGGGGUUGUUUCUGAAGAUAGUCACUCACGAUCGUCUGCUGAAAAAACGAGGAAAGAAGCUUCAACCCCGAUAUAUGGGAAACAUGUGGAGCAUCUAAAAUCUGUUAUAAAAUCAUGUGCAAUGAGUGUUCCUCCAGCAAUUUACAAGAAAGCCAAGCAAGCACCUGAGAACAAACGUGAAGCCGUCCUAAUAAAGGAACUGGAGGGUAUUCUUUCUAAAGAAGGAUUGUCACCAAAUCCUACAGAAAAAGAAAUAAAGGAAGUAAGGAAGAGAAAGGAAAGAGCAAAAGAACUUGAAGGCAUUGAUACAAGUAAUAUUGUAUCAAAUUCACGCAGAAGGUCCACAACCAGUUUUGUACCUCCCCCAAAGCCCAAAAUAACUGAUGCAAGUGACGACGAUGAUACUGAUGACGACAACGAUGACGACAACGAUGAUGAUGAUGAUGAUGAUGAUGAUGGAGAUAAUGAUGAUGAGGAGGAUGGUGGAGAUGAGGGUGAUGAUGAGAGCCAGAGUGAAGACUCCAAUGAUGAGGAAGAUGAAGACAGUGAUUGAAUCCUGCAUGAGGCAAACUUGCAAGAUGACUGGAGAACAGACUUGUCAAUUGUAGGCUGAUGAUGGUAUGCUGUAUUUUUGUAACUAUUUUAUUUAUCUUUUCUAUUUUGAUUUGGUGUGGGAACAGAUGGCCUUUGAUAGAGAAUGCUCUUCACUAUGCUUACUAGGAUUUUUUUUAGCUGAUCUCAAUGUCGUACCUUGUAGAAAAGAAGUCAGUGAUCAAUCUUAAUUCAUAGAAUGCUGUGUUGUGUUUUCGAUAUCUAUGUUGUGUUGUGUUGUGUUGAUGACAGUCAUUUCCCAUUUAUCAAGGCACUAGGAUUUAGAAAUUC
Messenger RNA from Rubroshorea leprosula, 1954 nucleotides. The record is from the annotation of a GenBank genome assembly. NCBI's taxonomy places the organism in Eukaryota, Viridiplantae, Streptophyta, Magnoliopsida, Malvales, Dipterocarpaceae.